UAUAUUAAUAUUAUAAUUCAUGUAUAGAGAACGUAAGACCCAUUUGCAUAGUCAGAGAUGAACUAUUGACGAAGGAUUUUGUUGGACAAAUGGCUGAGGUUGCUGGCUGGGGAAUAUAUGACAUCAACGAUCCAAAGCCGAGUGUAACACUCCUAACAAUUAAACUACCGAUUGUUCACUUGGAUAAAUGCAGAAAAUCUUUUAAGAAUUAUGCGGAGAUUGGUGAAGGACAAAUGUGUGUUGGAGGAAUAGUUGGUCACGAUUCCUGUGGAGGAGAUAGUGGAGGACCGCUUAUGAAAGUGGAAGCCCUCGAAGGACCUCCUAGAUAUUAUUUAAUAGGUGUUGUCUCAUUUGGGGCAAAACAUUGUGGAGAAUCGGAUACCCCUGCAGUUUAUACGAAAAUUUCUAAAUAUGUCACCUGGAUUUUGGACAACAUGCUACCGUAAUUGACGAAAAAUAGUCUUCUAUUUUUCAUCAUAUUGGUUGGAAAGGGUAGAGCCAACAAAAUGCUAUAAUUUCUUAUAGAAAGAGAAGUCUUCUUUUUUCAUACAUACACUGAGAAUGUAAAUUCAAACUUUUUGGGAUGUGAAUAAAAAAAUCAUAUGUAA
Messenger RNA from Belonocnema kinseyi, 608 nucleotides. RefSeq names its product spaetzle-processing enzyme-like. Gene Ontology annotation, molecular function: serine-type endopeptidase activity. The record is from RefSeq and is a predicted model, not a curated record. The transcript has 2 exons. The coding region runs from base 90 to 446 and encodes 118 amino acids. Lineage: Eukaryota; Metazoa; Arthropoda; Insecta; Hymenoptera; Cynipidae. Gene Ontology annotation, biological process: proteolysis.